Anopheles moucheti is the source of this 1714-nucleotide messenger RNA. RefSeq lists its product as uncharacterized. NCBI's taxonomy places the organism in Eukaryota, Metazoa, Arthropoda, Insecta, Diptera, Culicidae. The record is from RefSeq and is a predicted model, not a curated record. The coding region runs from base 132 to 1457 and encodes 441 amino acids. The transcript is spliced from 2 exons.
AUUGCGCUUUGUGAAUAUACGAAAGAAGAACAAACAGAACGUGUUGGCUUAUCACGCAUUGCGGGUUUCAUUUUUUCCAUCCAGUUGUUCAAGUUGCUUCGCGUUUCCAUUGGUGAAUAUCAUACGAAAUCAUGGACCGCAAAGCAGCUUUUCUCACCAGCGAGCUGCCACGAAGAAUUCUGCUUUACUGUCCGGAAUUGGAUGGCGAGGGAUCGUUUUCGGGUGUAAAGCUAACAACACCUGACCAUUUGGAUGGUUUUAUGUCGACAAUCCACAAGUUAUCGUUCAACUACGAAAGCAAGGACAGAAGUGACACGAGAAUACUGAAUCUGAUGGUAAAAGUGAUGAAGGGAAGUGAUGAGUUCCGUGAAUCAUCCAUGGGAAAGACACAGUUCACCAACGAAAUCUACAUCUACACGGAGGUGUUGCCCGUGUUCCAAGAGCUGCUGGACACGACCGAAAGCGGCCUGGCCGGAGGCUGGUGUCCGAAGGUGUAUUACGGAGAAGCGGGCCACUUUCCAACGUACAGCGAUCAGUAUGAAACUAUACUAGUGCUGGAAGACAUUUCGCCAUUCGGCUACAAAGCGGGACCCCGGUUGGAUCUGGAGGAAGACCAUCUGCGCCUGAUGGCACGGCAUAUUGCAUCGUUUCAUGCGUGUACGUACGCGAUGCGUAUCCGAAAGGACGAGCGAUUAGCAACCCUGAUUGACGGAAUUGUUCCGUUGGACUAUGUGUCCGGUGAUAAAACAUUCACCAGUUACGAUGUAUUGCUAAGGCUGGGUGCAAACAGAUUGUACAAGUAUCUGGACACACACCCCGAACAGCUGGACAGCAUUGGUUUCAAGGAAGACAUCGAAAACAUGCGUCGUCGUUACGAGGCCACUCCAAUACGGUUGAUGCAGGAUUUACUACGCAAAGACGACGUAUUCUCGGUCAUUCUGCACGGUGACUAUAACCGUAACAAUGUGCUAUUCCGGACGGAUGCCAACGGUAAACCGAUCGGAUUGAAAAUGUUCGAUUUUCAGGAGAAUCGUUUCGCAACCCCUGUGAUCGACUUGACGUUCUUCAUGUAUAUGAGCAUGACGGAGAAUCUGCGCGACAGAUGUUGGGAUGAGUUGGUGCUAGAAUAUCAUACCACACUUUUCGAUAGUCUCGCGGCAAUUUUGAAUGUAUCGAAAGGAGACACUUUGCUAGAUCCGUAUCGUCUAGAACCUUUUCUGGAACAUUUCAAGCAGCAUGCAAUAUAUGGAGUGAUUAUAACAUUACACUUUCUACCAUGGAUGAUGUGUCCGGAGGAGGAAUGCGAACAGUUAUCGUAUCAUUUUGCGCGAGAUGUACACUCGACGGAGUUGGCCCACUGGACAAUGGUUUGUGGUGGGGAAAAGGUAGACAAACGGUUAGUGGGUGUGCUGCGCCAUGCUAGCCGUAAAGGAUAUUUUGAUAUAGUGAAACAGUAGAAAGGAACCUGGCGAAGAUCGCAAAGUAAAUUUAGUGCUCGAUAUGCACGUUCAACACAGGGAACCAUGGUGGGUGGUGUAACUUUAUUCUAAUGAUUAAUUAACAGUUAAACUGAAGGUAAACCAUAUUAUUGAAAUUAUAGGGAUUCAAAUCUCAAACGGAUCCUUUGGCUCUAGAAUCUUUUAGAAGCUAAAACUUUUAUUCGCUAAUGUAGAACUGCUUUUUGUACAUUAGAUUAAAGAUAAGAAAGUAUAAA